Messenger RNA from Trichoplax adhaerens, 6945 nucleotides. RefSeq lists its product as uncharacterized. The transcript has 20 exons. Bases 1 to 6945 code for a protein of 2314 amino acids. Lineage: Eukaryota; Metazoa; Placozoa; Uniplacotomia; Trichoplacea; Trichoplacidae. The record is from RefSeq and is a predicted model, not a curated record.
AUGGAUUUAUUCUAUGUUCUCGCCGAUGCUCUAUUUUCUAAUAGCACUGAUAUUACUCGUGAAAUCCUUGCAGUAGUUGUAAAAAUUCUUUUAGACGAUCGCUUCGCCAGUAGUGAAAAUGACCCGUUUGACUGUCAACUUACUGUCCAACUGAUUAAUACAUUUACAAAUAUUACCAACUUUUCCGAUGAAAUUCAAAUCGAAAUUAUGAAGAUUUUACUGGCUGCGACUUGUUCUCUGAAUUGUCAACUGCAUGGAGAAGAAUUGAAGAAAGCAGCUCAGGUUAUCGAUAUAAUACAGAAAAGAACUGAUAACGAUAGAGAAUUAGAAUCUACUGCUACUGUUGACUUAAGCAAUAUCAAUGUUUCAUCUGAUGAUGAUAAAGCCACCGUUCAACAAGACGAAAAUCCUGAACCAACACAAAAUGGUAGUGCUGUUGCUAGUGCUGAUAGCGUAACACCAAUUGGGACAGAAUCUACAAAAUUCGAUGAGAACAAGCAUGAAAUUACCUCCGAUAGUUGCGACGCUGAAAAUAACAAUAAUUCAGUUCGUGAUUUAGAUGCAACUAUUCUUUCGGAAAAUAAAGAAAUUCAGGAACAGUCUCAAUCAUCCAACGAAAUACAAGUCAAUGAUAGUGAUGAAAAUAGUUGUAAAUCCCCAUCUGCAGAAUCUCUAAAUACCGUAGAAGGAGAAAAUGAAAUUGUAAAUACUACCGGCGAUUCCGAUCACGAAACGAUAGUUGAAAUUAAAAUAGCAGAUAAAGAAUCGCAGGAUGUUAACACUACAUCAUCUGAUACAGAUGAAAUUAUUGUACAAGAAGAAAUUUCUGUUCUAAAGGAGGAAGAAGACGAAACUAAUCCCAGCAAUAAUGUUAACGAACCUGACGAUAACUCAUGCCCUAGUGAAUCUCAAAAUGAUAAUGAAGGCGAAAUUGGAGAGUCCAGCAAUUUGGGCAUUUCGGAAAAUAGUGACGAAAUUUCUCACGCUAUUAGUACUGAUGACAGUGAAAUAUUGAAAUAUGAAAAAGAAAGUGAUGAUGUCGAUCAGAAAAAAAUACCAGAUGAUAACGUAGAUACAGACUAUAAUUCCGCCGAUGCUAUAACCGAUAAAUCUACGGAAUCUACUGAUGCAAAAGUGACUUCAAAUGAUAAAUCGAUCAGUUUUACUGCUGAAAGCGAGCAAACUGAUGUAAAACCCAAUAAUGAAGCAACAGCAUCGACACCUGCAACUCCUUUACCUAAGAAAGGCAAGAAAACCGUAUCAUUUGACGAUGAGGUGGCUGGUGCAGCAGCAGCAAAUACAGAUAAAGUACAUAAUGGGAUUAAUAUUUCCAUUUUAAAAUCCACUGGAAGUAACCAUACACGAGCAGCUCAAGAAGCAAAGUUCAGCUCUUUCGCUAGCAACCAACAAGCAAAAACCAACGAUUAUAAUGAUACUUUAUCCGAUUCCAUUCAUGUCAUUUUAAGAACCUCACCAACAGUCUUAGAAAAUUAUAAAAGCUUUGUUAAUGUCGUUUGGCAACGAUUAUCGCCGGCAUUAAUAUGCGUUUUAGGUCUAACACCUCAAUCAUUUGGUCUAAAAUCCAGCCAACAGACAAUGUAUAUCUACAAUAACAGAACCUGUUAUAAAAUUGUGGAGGAGCUAUUAAAACAUACCAGAUCGAUUCCCUCUCUUCGUCCAGUUUUAGAAUCUAUCUUUUAUCAUAUGUUAGCUUUCCCUCCACCUAAUCAGAGAUUAGAGCAACUAAAAGCGUUAAAAUCGCUAUUUGCUUCACCAACUCGUCUACUUGAUAUCACGUUGCCUGUACUCCAACAAUAUCGAAAUAACUCGAUUACAGAUAUCAAAGAAGACAAGGCCAUAUUAGGGCUACUAAAACUGUGUCUGCAGAGUGCUGUGGAAGCUAGCGAGAGUGGCGAUUUGGCUAGUUUACAAACAAGCAUUGAAUGUGUUUGUGCACUUCUGGAAUCGACAGAAGAAUUAAGCAAAGGUUCAUUGAUGUCAGAAAGCCUUCUUCAGUAUAUGGAAAAAACUUUAAGCCAUUUAUCAUCAAGCAAAGCUAUACCUAUCAAGUCUAAUGAAUCAGAGAUAGCUCAAAAAUUAAAAGCUGUGGCAGCAGAAUCACAACAUACCCCUCAAGAUAAAGAAAAGGAGGAAAAUUUAGCGGCGGAGAAAUCGAAGGUUGCAAAAUUAGAUAUGGAACCCCAUAGCAUCACAGAUAUAGCAAAAGAAAACAACGAAGUUAAAUCUGAAGCUAGUGAACAGCAAUUCAAUGUUGAAACAAAUGAAGAAAAAAUCUCGGAAAGCGAUCAGGAAGAUAUUACUGAUAAAAAUAUUGAUGAACAAAACAUUGAAAUUGACGAAUCUUUACAAGAAGAGGAUGUCAUAGCUACCAGCGAUAAUGCCAACUUAGCUGAUCACCCAUCGGAAGAUAAUAAUCCAAGUACCAAUAGUGAAAUCCAACCUAUUUCAGCGAUCGGUGAAGAAGAACGAGAUGCAAUUGUAAAACAAUUGUCCGGCAAAUAUUUAGAAUCAGAAAGCAACUCGCCAUUAACACAAAUUAUGUCACCGAGUAUGGAAAUAAAUGAAAAAGAAAGCGUACAAAAAUUUCUUAGUUGUUUAAUGGAGAUCUUACCUCAUAUUUUGCGCUUAGAUAGUUUAACAGAUGUAGAUACUAUGUUGCAACAAUUUUCAUCAAGCAUUUGUAGCAUCUUAAGUAGUCCAAAGGGGAAGCAACAACAAUCAUUCCCCAAUCAAAUUAUUCGUGAUGAUGAUGACGAAAAUUCAUCAUUGUGCUCGGAGAAAAGAUCUAGUAAACGCCAAGCUAAUGACCUUACUCCUUCUUAUGCGGAUAAUAUUUAUCUUGCCACAUAUUCUGUUUUGUCCUUAUGUUGGAAAUUGGAUAUGAGUGGCUAUUACAGAAGCCUGAAAUUAAAUCAAGAACGUACCCCCAUAGUAUCUGAGGCUGAAUUUAUAAAAAGUACAGAAGAGAAUAAUAACGCUAUCCCGCAGCUUCCUACUUCAUGGCUAUCGGAGCUUUACCAUCGAAUACUAUCAUUUAACAUAUUAGAAACUGCAGGCUAUGAUAAGAGUUUCGGCAACCCUCAUCUUAUUAGGCUAAUUAAGGAGGAUAGUGUUGAAAGGCGCUUAAAACAAUUGAAAACUCUUGAAGAUGAUCGUUUGAUACUUUUUGAAUUAGGAAGAAAAUUAGCUCGCAGCAUACUUACUACAGUUUGGGACCAUAUCAUGCAAAUUUUAAUUGCUCCAUUAACUGUCCCAAAACCAAUAACUGCGAAGACGAUGGUUAGCAUGGUCCUAAGCAAUUAUAAAGAACACCACCUAAAAGAGCGCCAACUAUUAACGUUAAGUUUAGAAGAAAUUAGCCGAGCGGCUCGUUUAAGCUGUUUCCUAGGAAUGCCGGAGAACUUUGCCUCUGUAGCGUCUAAAUUAGUUGAUGCUACCUGUGAAGCUUUCAGUGGAUCUGGAGGAUGGAAAAACAAGAUAUUCAGUACCAGCACUAAUCAUAGCUCCUUCAAAUUAUGGACUUCUCAAGUACUUGGAAUUGAUACGGUUAUAUCAUUAGCUUUUGAGCUAGGAACCUUUUCAUACGAAAGUUGGAAUCACAUAUUUAGAUGUUCGGCCUUUGUUGCACAAUUGGAUAAUUUGUAUUCAACAAGUCUAUCAAAUAUCAGUUUAAGUAAUAGUUCAGACAUCGAUGGUAGCAUGACAUUUACAGCGACAGACGACAGUAGUGAUGGUAAAAGCACUAAAGAACUAAUACAACAAAUAGAAAAUCAGCAUGGUAUUUCAUCGCAAGGAUUAAAUUGGAAUGAUGCGGCUAAAAUCGUUAAAAGUAUUAUGAUGUCAAUUGAGCGAUUAUUUGAGGAAGCAGCAAUCCAUCUUGACGCUAAUGGGCUUCUUUCAUUCGUUAAAACGUUGUGCCAGGCAUCUCAACAACAAUUAUUUAGUAUCAGUGGCUCUGCGUGUACCAAUGAUGGCCAAUAUUUAUUGCGAUGUACACAUAUUAGUGGCCGUCCAUUAGCUCAUUUAAUGAAAGCCUGGUAUGAAGUUGCACCUCAUUUUGUUAAGGCUGCUUGUCAUUAUGAUAGCCGCAUAUCUCUUGUAGCUGUACAAUGUAUACAGCAAUUCAUUGGUGAAAUUCUACAACAGAGAGAAGAAAUGUUAUAUUUUUCUUUUAACGAAUCUUUGUUUAGAUCCUUUGAAUCUAUUCUGUCUAUUAAUUCCAGCAAUAACCUACUUCAAGAACGGAUAAUACACGCUAUUCGUGAAUUAACUGAAAUGUACGUAACUAAUGUUCGUUCGGGAUGGAAACCGGUAUUUUCUACACUACGCUCUGUUAGGAUAUUUGAUGAACAACAUGAUGGCUACCUAAUGAUUAAGACAUCUGAUCAACAAUCAUCCCCUGUAUUCGAAAUUAUUGCUUCAUUUUUUAAUAAUGAGGACCAUUGCAUUUAUGCAAACGCAGCUGUUGAAUGCACUUUAUGUUUAAUUAAAUUUCUUGUCUGCGAUACCAAAGAGAAACUUGGAUUUGAUGCUUGCGAACCAGCAUUAAAAUAUAUUAAAUUAUGCUGCAAAAAACUACGUUCAGCCUAUUUACUAACGUCAAGGCCUGUUUUUACUGGUGCAGACUCCAUCAUUUUGCCUAACGAUCCUUCGUCAGCUAACCCGUCUGAUUCUAUUUAUACCACUCAGGAUUUCUUACAAAAAAUAUUCUCCGAUGAUGGUGCAGCUAUAACUGAUAUUGCUAUAGUAAAUUUACCAGCCAGUUAUACUAUUCUCAAAACAGAUGAUACAGGUAUUCUUCGCGUUUGGUAUUUGUUACUUGAAGGCCUGACAAGUGCAGUUGUAACCUGUCCGCGUAAAUAUCAACCGCAAAGUCUAGAACUUUUAUUCAAUCUGUUUAAAGAUAUCACUUCCGUACCCGGCCCGCAUUUUGGUAUUUUUGCCAUUACUCAUCUACUUUUGCCAAUGAUUCAUGCAUGGAUGCGCCAUGGAUUAAAUCAACGUCAAUAUUGGCGAGAAUGUGAAGGAAAUUUUAAGCAUGCUUGUGGCUUAGCUACAGAUCUGGUUGAAGACCAAAUUACUAAGUUCUUAAAUGAUAAAAGAGCUGCUGAAUUUGUACCGGGAUUAAUCCAUCAAAUGAUAAAUCUUCUUACGGACUGUAUGGCACAGCCAACUGAAGCAAUAGCACGCGUUGGAUGUGCAUCGUUUAGGCACUUGUUGCUCGUUGUUGGGCCUAUUUUCACGGAAGAAUUAUGGAAUAUCGCUUGCAAAGGCAUUAGAAAUGCUGUGGCUGCAACGUUAUACAGCACAACACAAAUGCUUUCUUCAUUUGAGCCUGGAUCCUCAAACAUACAUGGAGAUCAUGAUACAGUGAAAGUUUUAGCCAGAACGGAUAAUACAAGAAUCGAGCAACAAAGGAUUCAUCAACUAGCAGAUCAGGUAUUUUUAACCGAAACACAACUUGCUCAAGGAUUGAAUACUAAAGUCAUGGUAGACUCUCAAUCAACAUCGGAAGAUCGUAAAUCCUUUUCAUUUCUGUUAAUCCCUGCCCAACCUGUUCAUGAAGGGACCGAUACGAAUAACUCGCAGGAAGAAAUAAAAAUACCAUUUAACAGUUUACUUGUUGGAUUGUUAUCCCAUCAGCUCAUUCUUGAAGUUUUUGAGUGUCUACUAUUGGAUACAUUGCCAAAUUCUGUUCACAUUCCAAUUAAAUCCUUAGCAACAAAUAGAAGGCCUUCUACAUCUAGUGAUACAAACGAAAAGCAAAAUACCAAUCAAGACCGUAAAGUUGGUCUUUUGCAGUAUCUUCCGGUUCAUAAUUUGUCUGUCUUGCUGGAUUGCUUAGUUAGCUCUUAUACCAUAUCUUGUGAAUUUAAUUCUCGACCUGCAAUUCGAUUUAUGAUCCAAAAAUUAGCCAAAUUACCAGCUUUGGCUAAUUUAUAUCGUCAAGCUAUUCGAAGCUUUACACUAUAUGUAACGACAUUAUUUAAGAUUUAUGAUGAUUGCAGUUAUCCAUUUUCCCCUGGUAAAGUGCGUCGAAUUAUUAAGAAGAAAAUUAUAUACGGUCGACAUAUUGGAAGCGGACUAAAAAGUACAACAAGUAUUGACGAGGAUGGCCAAAGUAGCAUGGUAUCGGAUUAUCUACCGUCAGAUGAUCAGUUCAAUCUAUCAAAUCAAAUCUCUGCAAUUCAUUCUAGGAGUGAUCGCGACCCGGUGGAAUCUACUUAUACUAGCACCUCUACUACCAUAAGCGCUAGUCACACUACCGCAUUAGGACGUCGUAAACUUUUUGGUUGUAGUUUUAGUGAAGACAGGACAUCGAUUCAUAGUGGUUAUAAAGGUGAUGAUGAGGUAUUUAGCGAGAUAAAAGGAAAUCAUGAUGGUGAAGAGGAUGAAGACAGGGAUAAUAGCUAUUUAAUUAGUAUUAUCCAUAGAAUCCAUAAUGCUUGCUGUCAAGUUUGCGCAUCCUAUAUUACAUUGCAUAGCAGCGAUACAACCAAGCUACCACUGCUUGAUACUCAAUUAGAUUAUUUAGAUUAUGUCAAAGAAAUUUCAGUUGAUGAUUCCAAUCUUAAGAGAUUGAUCUCAAAAUAUAGUGAAGAACAAAAUGAAUCAAGUAAUCAAGAACAUCGUAUAUAUCGUGUUGAAGAUCAGCAAUCACAACACAGUGGUGCAACAACACCUCGCAAAAGUAGUGGUGAAAAAUUUACGGAAUGCGAUAAUGUAGCAAUCGGUGCUUAUGCUACCCUUGUUAAAACAAUGCUUAGGUUAAUAUUAGGAUUACCUGAUGAUAAAUUUAAAGCUAUUUUACCUGCUGUCUUGCCAGCAAUCAAUUUACUAAUACUCAAAGUUAACGAAAGCUCCGUUCGACAGAGCGUUUAUCAAAUUAUUUGCCGUGUGACUAUUCUCUAUGGUAUAUGUUGA